AUGACUUCACAUCCACUUAUCGAAGCAGGUUCAACUGUUAUGUUGCGCGCUAUAGAACUUGAAAAGCAAUUGAAGUUAACGGAAAGCUUGGUUUGCUAUCAAGAAAGCAUUGGAUUGUUUAUCAAGGCUCUUCGAUCACUUUCUGGGAACACGCAGUUGGAGUUCAAAGAAAGACUUAAGCAAAAGGUAUCUGAGUAUAUGACCCAUGCAGAAAAACUCAAAGAUAAGCUUAAGCAAGAAACAGCAAUUGUUGUUCGUUCAGAGUCAAAUGUAAAAAAUAUUUAUUUGACAACAGGAGAAGAUGCUCAAAAUCCAAAUGAACAGUUGCAGAAGUUCCAGAUGCUGAAAGACGAUUUAAACAAACAUUCAGUAUGCUUUCAAUGGAUAUUUUCAAACUUGCUACAUGACCGAGAAAUACGGUUUGAUAAUGGUUGGAUUGUCAAAAUUGGUCGUGGCUUAGACUAUAUUCGACGAUCUGAGCAUAAAUUCUGUGGACUAGGUGUUCAUGAUUAUGAAUUCAGGCGAUGUUCUGCUACAACUAUAGAUAUUUUCCAUUCUUCUGUCAUACUUUGA
Heterobilharzia americana is the source of this 573-nucleotide messenger RNA. The record is from the annotation of a GenBank genome assembly. NCBI's taxonomy places the organism in Eukaryota, Metazoa, Platyhelminthes, Trematoda, Strigeidida, Schistosomatidae.